Messenger RNA from Sesamum indicum (sesame), 2380 nucleotides. RefSeq names its product protein CHUP1, chloroplastic. The record is from RefSeq and is a predicted model, not a curated record. NCBI's taxonomy places the organism in Eukaryota, Viridiplantae, Streptophyta, Magnoliopsida, Lamiales, Pedaliaceae. Gene Ontology annotation, cellular component: cortical microtubule. Gene Ontology annotation, biological process: protein localization to cortical microtubule cytoskeleton.
AAUCGUGAAUGAAUGAAUGAGAAAGAAGCAUUGAUUGAAACAUACACACAUUCUUAACCUGAACAACAACCUGAAAUCUUGUUCCCCCACCCCCUCCACCUUCAUCUAUUGGUGGGAAUUCAUCAACACGACAUUCAAUGUGGAAGGCAAAAUUGUUGUUCCAUCCAUUGGAGUUGAUGAUGAUUGAGGGGGUGUAUCGUAUGCAGUAACACAUAUACGUAUGUGUUUGCUGCAUAUGAUUGAAAAAAAUGAAUUUCGAGUCACUCCAGAUGGUGGUGACGGAGAGGCGGGAACUUCCAAUAAGACCCGUCUUCUUGAAAUUUGGUGUUGCUUUGGCAAUUUCUCUCGGUGGGGUCAUUUAUACCUUUUCCAGAACCAAAAGAAUCAAAACCUCCAAAUCAAAAUCUUUAAAGCUUUCUUCAGGUAAUGGAAGCCAAAUUGAUUUGAUAGGGGCGCUCAGGGAUGAUGAUCUUGCUUUGCAGAAUACUUUUCUCCAAAAGGUUGCUUCUAAAAAUUCCAUCGAAGAUGUCUCGUCCAGUGGUAGACACAGUGGAGAAAAAGAUGGUUUCCUCUUGCCGGAAUUCAAUGAGCUUGUCAAGGAAUGCAACAUAUCUCUGACAACAGACGGCAUUUCUCCAAUGAAGAAUGAAGGGUGUCUGGUUUUGGACGCAGAGAAGAAAUCUGCUGAGCACGACGAGCAUGACAUAGAGACUAGAAAACUAAGAAGCAAAAUUAGACUUCUUGAAGAAAGAGAGAGGAAGCUGGAGAUUCAAUUGAUUGAGUAUUAUGGCAUUAAGGAGCAGGAAGCGGCAGUAAUAGAGCUCCAGAACCGGCUAAGAUUAAACAAUAUGGAGGCUAAACUUUACAACCUCAAGAUUGAGUCCUUGCUGUCCGAUAACCGGAGACUAGAGGCGCAGUUGGCUGAUCAUGCGAAAGUUGUGAUGGAGCUCGAAACUGCAAAAGCCAAGAUAAAGCUGCUGAGGAAGAAAUUUCGGUCUGAGGCGGAACAGAAUCGGGAGCAGCUUUCAACACUUAAAGAAAGAGUAAUGAAAUUGCAGGAGUUGGAAAAGAAGGCUGAUGAACUCGAUCGGGACGUGGAAGUGUAUCAACAGGAAAAGGAGGAAUUGAAGGAAGAGUUGGAGGAGAUGAAGAAGUCAAAUGAGGGCCUGAAGCAGGAAAAUUCGGAUUUGACUCAGAAGUUAGAGUAUCUACAAAUGCUUGCUGCUUCUGCUUUGGACAAUGAAGAGGUACAAGAACUUAAACAAGAGAGUCAGCGCUUGAAACAAUUAAAUGAAGAUUUGACAAAAGAAAUGAAGCGAGUCCAAGCUGAUCGUUGCACUGAUAUAGAAGAGCUGGUCUAUCUCCGGUGGGUGAAUGCUUGUUUGCAGUUCGAACUGAAAAAUCAGCAGACAGUUACAGGUAAAACCGAUGGCAGGGACAGCAAGACAGUAAACCCCAAGUCUGAAGAGAAAGCGAAAGCAAAUAAAGAUAGGUCUGGUGAAAAAGCGAUGGAUUUACCGGAGACCGAUUCUGACCAAUGGUCGCCUUCCCAGGCUUCUUGUCUAACGGACUCUGGUGAACGUGAUGACUCGUCUGUUGAUAAAGUACCAGCUAACAAGCCGAACCAUUCUGGCAAAUCAAAAGCCUUUGCCAAGUUGAAGAAACUACUACGAAGGAAAGGCAGUCCUCGUCGUCUCCACACACCAAGCACGCCAUUGGCAAGAGCAGUGUCUGUGGACGACAUUGCAGGUAGAUAUUCUAGAUACUUUCAGUCAGGUUUUGCAGCACUUGCCGACUCUGGAACUGAUGAUCUCACAAAGACGGCAAGGGAUUCAUGUGGGGGUUCGUCUAGACGUUCUCUGGAUCUGCCGAGAUCUUAUUCCCCAGGUCAAAAGAGCAGCAUUACAGGAGAAAUUAGCAGCAACAGCUCAAGAAGAAUCAGUGAUGACAGUGCCUCAAGUAUAUUCACAAGAAUCAACUCGUUGACUGAAGAUGACAACGACAUGUGUCCAGGUGUUCACGAUGCUCAGAACGACGCCAAAACCGAAUUGGCAAAAUUGGUCGAUGCUCAAAACUCCAAGAACGAAAAAUAUGCUGAAGCUGUGAAGAACGCUCGUACGGUAUCACUUCCAAGGAGAUCAACGUAGUCCAUAUCUCGUUGACAGUUUCUUGCAUAGAAAAGUUGGUGGAAAGGGCUGUAGUUAUGCAAGAGGAUUGUUCUAACUUGUAAUAACUGUAGCUAGUUUGAGCGAUUUUCACAGUUGAAAUGUACAUAUGUAUAAUAACAAAGAUGUUAGAAAUUAAAAAGAGAUGUAAAGAAAAAACAUUACUAAGACAAAAAGGUGGCUUUUUUGUGUUAUGGAUUUUACAAAUCUUUGCA